GAGGAGGUCUGAAAAAGCUCCACCCCUCACCUGCCUACCCAGAGAUAAACCAGGAAACAGUUUGUUCCCCUUCUUCACUUCACUUAGCUUCAAGAGAGACACGCGGACUGAAGAAGAGAUGAUCAGACUCACCUUCAGACCAAGCUAAAGACUUCUUCUGAGCUACAGGAGAAAAAAUAAGAAAACUACAACACUGCUGCUUCAACCUGCUGACGCUCCACACACUGAAGCUUCACUCAGAGACAAAAUGGCUUCCAGGUCAGUGGAGGAACUCUGUUGUCCAGUCUGUCAGGACGUCUUUAGAGAUCCUGUUCUUUUGUCAUGUAGCCACAGCUUCUGUAAAGACUGUCUGAUGAACUGGUGGAGACAGAAACAAGCACGUGAGUGUCCAGUUUGUAAGAAAAGAUCUUCAAGGGAAGACCCACCUUGUAACCUGGUGUUGAAGAACCUGUGUGAGGCCUUCUUUUUGGAGAGAGAUCAGAGAGCUUCAGAGGCUCUCUGCAGUCUGCACUCUGAGAAACUCAAACUCUUCUGUCUAGACCAUCAGCAGCCAGUGUGUGUCGUCUGCAGAGAUUCAGAAAAACACAGCAACCACAGAUUCAGACCCAUCGAUGAAGCUGCACGACAACACAAGAAGGAACUUCAGGAAACUCUGGAGUCCUUAAAGGAGAAGUUAAAGGUUUGUGAACAAGUUAAAGUGAAGUUUGAUCAAACAGCAGAACACAUUAAGGUCCAGGCUCGACACACAGAGAGGCAGAUUAAGGAGCAGUUUAAGAAGCUUCACCAGUUUCUAGAUGAGGAAGAGGAGGCCAGGAUGGCUGCACUGAGGGAGGAAGAGGAGCAGAAGAGUCAGAUGAUGAAGGAGAAGAUGGAGGCUCUGAGCAGAGAGAUAGCAGCUCUUUCAGACACAGUCAGAGCCACAGAGGAGGAGCUGAGAGCUGAAGACGUCUCAUUCCUGCUCAGCUACAAAGCUGCAGUGGAAAGAGUCCAGCAGCGCCCCCUGCUGGAUGAUCCACAGCUGCCCUCAGGAGCUCUGAUAGACCAGGCCAAACACCUGGGCAACCUGACCUUCAACAUCUGGAACAAUGACGAGGUCUCUUACACUCCUGUGAUUCUGGAUCCAAACACUGCUCAUCCAAUACUCAUCUUGUCUGAAGAUCUGACCAGCGUGAGACGAGGAGAGAGACAGCAGCUUCCUGACAAUCCCGAGAGGUUUGAGAAAUACUGGUCUGUUCUGGGUUCUGAGGGCUUUAAGUCAGGGACUCACAGCUGGGAUGUUGAUGUUGGAAACAGUACAGACUGGGAAAUGGGUGUGUUAGCAGAGUCUGUCCAGAGGAAGGGACUCAUACAGUCUGGAUUAUGGGGAAUAUGGUUCAAUAAAGGUAAAUACUCAGCACGGUCACCACCAGCUCCAGUCACUUCUGUAAGAGUCCAGACGAAGCCCCAGAGGAUCAGAGUGAAUCUGGACUGGAACAGAGGAAAGCUGUCGUUCUGUGAUCCUGAUACUAACACACACAUACACACCUUCACACACACUUUCACUGAGAGGCUGUUUCCAUACAUUACAACUGGGGAUGAACUGAAGAUAUCCCCAAUGAAGGUCUGUGUGACCGUAGAACAAAGCAGUUAGAGAUAAAGAUUACGGUUAUAUUCAUUAUGUUUAUUUCUUAAAGGGGAAAGUCUCAGAAUUUAACCUGUUCAGCUGCACCAGCUCCCCCUGCUGUCUCAUUAACCAAAGAUAUUUUUGUAACAUAUAGACAAAUAUGUCACCACCUAAAACAUUUGUGUUGUGUAAAAUCAUAUCCACAAAAAUACAGUGUUAUUUGCAAAUACACACAAUUUAAUCUGUACAAUUUAUUUGUGUAUAUAUUUACAGAUCUCUGCAGUACACAUUGGACAUAAUUACACAAAUGUGUAAAAAGAAAGUUACACAUGUAACAUGACCCACAAAUUGACAGGAAGUAAUCUGCAAAUGUGUAAAUACAGUUUUGUGAGUACACAUCACCAUGUGUUUUUGUGGAUAUGAUUUUAUACAUCACAAAUGUAAAAAUACACAUUUGCAGAUAGUGAAAUAUUUGCGCAUCAUUGUACACAUUUGUAGGGGUUACAAAUAUUAAAGUCCAAUUAAAACUUC
This is a messenger RNA of Micropterus salmoides (largemouth bass), 2134 nucleotides long. RefSeq names its product nuclear factor 7, brain-like. Gene Ontology annotation, molecular function: zinc ion binding; protein binding. The coding region runs from base 248 to 1630 and encodes 460 amino acids. The record is from RefSeq and is a predicted model, not a curated record. The transcript has 2 exons. Lineage: Eukaryota; Metazoa; Chordata; Actinopteri; Centrarchiformes; Centrarchidae.